Eruca vesicaria subsp. sativa (arugula) is the source of this 1240-nucleotide messenger RNA. The record is from the annotation of a GenBank genome assembly. Lineage: Eukaryota; Viridiplantae; Streptophyta; Magnoliopsida; Brassicales; Brassicaceae.
GUCAAGCUAAAGCGAAAACAAAAGGGCAAAACGUAAAGAGCAGAGGAGAGGAGCCCUCCUUCUUCUUCCUCAAUAAGCUUCAGCUUAAGAAGGACUCUUUCGCUGCCCAGUUGAUAAAAAAAGGAAAGACUUUAUCAUCAGGUUUGAUUAGGUGUUACUCAUAUCAGUUGAUAAAGUCUCAACCUUUCCAGAUCUUUCGGUGCUCCGUUUACUUCAAUCGAUGGGUGGUUGCCUGGCUUGCUACAGAGAACCUAGACCAACUGAAACUCUAAAGGAUCCACCUUUCAAUUCCACAGCUAAAAAGUUUAAGAAGAAACCAAACGUCUCUGAAGAUUUUUGGUCAACUAGCACAGUUGAUAUGGACAACACUACCUUCCCUUCUCAGGGGAGUAUAUCAUCAUCUAACCAUACUUUUGAUUCUCAGUCUGGUGCUAGAAACUUAAAUCCCCCUCCGGAAUUUGUAAAUCAAGGUCUUCUUCUUUGGAAUCAGACCCGGGAGCGUUGGGUGGGCAAGGAAAAACAUAAUAACCCACCGGAUCCUAGUCAAGGAGCUAAGAUAAAGUAAAUAGCUGGAUUAAGUAAUACACACUUUUCUCUCCUCUAAGUUUGAAAACUUUUAACCAUAUUGUAUUUCCAUUAUAUGCAGUUGGAACACAGCAUCGUAUGAUAGCUUACUUGGGAGCAACAAGUUAUUUCCUCAACCCAUUCCUCUCAAUGAAAUGGUGGAUUUUCUAGUUGAGGUUUGGGAACAAGAAGGUCUAUAUGACUAAUGAACAAGACAUGAAAGACAGCACACUUAUACACACACAAUGGUUCCGAGUCAUUUAAGAUUUUUUUUUUCUUUUUUCGGUUUUGGUUUGAUUUCUGAAACCCCUUGUUGUAGUAUCAUCUUUCAUUUGGAAUUUGAUCUAGAAACCUGGAAUGUGGCUCAAUGAGAAAAUCCCUUGUUGUACCCAUCUCUCAGUCUAGAGAGGCUUAAUACUGAUGUCUUGAUUUGACCAAUCAUUAUCUCAAAAUCUAAGACAGUAAGACAUGUCUUGUGUCUCCUGUCCGGCUUACCUAAGCUUUUGUAAUUAUAUGGUAGGGUCAAUGCUUCACUGGAUUAGAUAUUGCUUACAAAAGAAGAAUAUGUACCUUCUUUAUUUGUGUGGACUAGAUUUCGAUCCGCGCAACCGCGCGGGUGGUUGUUUUCGUUUAUAGCUAGAUAUAUAAACAUUUUGUUUUCACUUGUAAAUUGGUA